This is a messenger RNA of Trypanosoma theileri, 1929 nucleotides long. RefSeq names its product nicalin. The record is from RefSeq and is a predicted model, not a curated record. Gene Ontology annotation, cellular component: endoplasmic reticulum membrane. The transcript has a single exon. Lineage: Eukaryota; Euglenozoa; Kinetoplastea; Trypanosomatida; Trypanosomatidae. Gene Ontology annotation, biological process: regulation of signal transduction. The coding region runs from base 1 to 1929 and encodes 642 amino acids.
AUGCGAGUCUGUCUAACAUCGCACCCCUCACGAUUAUUACCUCUAUUGGUACUAUUCGUCCUGUUGGCGGUUGCCCUGCCCGCCACAGCCGCUGAGCCUCUUCUCAGAAGUCCUGUUUAUCACGCCAUUCACUUCGAACGCCGAACCUCAACAGGUGCAAAACUAAAAACAACAGCCUCCACAUCAUCAUCAUCAUCAUCAAUGGCAGAUAUGUCUUUGGGCUCACAAUCAUCCUUAUUGCGGGGUGGAUUAGCCCUCUUUGACCCAACGGCCUCACUCACAAAAUACCGCCGACAGACUGUCUUUCUCCCCACCACACUUCACAUUACGCCAACGCAAUGGCAGGAACUCAUCGCAUUACCCGUGCGGGGUAUUAUUGCCGCCACUUCUCCAUUCGAUACACAUAAUGAAUGGCUGCUGCAACACCACCUCGCACGGGCCGCUGUGCCGCUUCCAGUGUAUUUUCUCCCUCACGAUGGUGAAGCCGCACGGGAACUGUACAAUACACUCGCCGCAUUACCACGUGAUGGAUUUGCGGUUGUUUCGGUUGGCGCUAAUGAAGCGGCGGUGGCACCAGUGGUGAAUAACUCAGUGACGGGUAUUCACUUAUAUGCUUCCAUGACUGUACGGCCAAAGGAAACGAAGGGAACAGCAUCAUCAACAACAACAGAAGAGUUACCGAGAUUAUUGAUUACUGCAUCCUUUGAUACUCUCAGUGUGGCACCAGCUGCACCCAGUACUGGUGGGGCAACCGGCAGUGUUGCGGCAAUGGAAUUAUGGCGUCGUUUUGUGGCAGAAGCAACAGCGGCAGCAGAAGACUUUUCAUCAUCACAAUCAUCAUCACUUUCACCCUAUGGUGUUUCAGUAUUGUUAGGAAAUACGGCUCGAUUUAACUACGCCGGUACAACUCAGUGGCUCUCCAGACGUCAAGAAGCUGAUCUUGACAGUUAUCAACUUGUUUUAUGUUUGGAUGAGUUGUUAACACCAUCUAGUCCUGAUACGGAUAACACUGAUGGAGAAGAGAAUGAGGGAGAAAAGAAUGGUGUACAGGGAAGUGAAAAGAAACCUCCAACACUUUAUAUGCAUGUGCAUGAUUCCUUUGCGAAGAGUCCACAGUAUGCGAAAGUAAAAGAAACAGCUGAGGCUAUUGCGACGCAACACGGUAUCGCUCUUACCGUACUUUCUUCAAAGACAGAUUAUCACCAUUAUGAUAUUCGCUUUGAACAUGAAGUACUCGCUCACCGACAGAUUCCUGCCGUAACAUUUUCCGCUACUCGUACAUAUCGUGUAGAUCAACUCUUCCGCGGUAGUCGCAUUCCCAUUCCUGCAUCUCUUAACACAACUACACCCGCUAUGGCCAUGCAAUUGAAACGACGUGUGGAUUUCAUUCAUGCCUUUGCACAACAAUUGCUGCGUGGAUCUGAUACCGCAGAGAAUCUUUCUGUACAAUCACAACAACAAUGGGUGGGCAGUGAUGCGUAUAUGGCGGGUUUAUUACGAUAUGCGGCGGAAUCGCAGCGCAGUCCAUUGGCAUUCACUGCGGAUGGUAAUUUGGCUGUGGUGAAGUAUGCGGAAGUGCUGGAGGCGCAUCUGAAGCAACGUGUGAUGACGUCUACUUCCACUUCUUCCUUCUCGCCCGCCUCUUCCUCUCAGCUGCGGCGUACCCUCUCGACCAGUGUUUCCCUCUCCACCUUCCGUCUACACAUCCCUGGUGUUGUGUUGAUUGGCCCCUAUGAGCAGGUGAUGCGUGUGUUUGUGGAGAACAGCACUUCUGUGGAUUUACUGCUGCUCGCCGUUACGAUUCUCGUCGUUGGCGGGUUUGCCAUGAUGGAAUUUGGAUUUGAUAAGACGUGGCGUAUUCUGUUUGACUGUAUGAAGGAAGAAGGGGAAGGCGGCAGUAGCAGUAGCAACAGUAAAACCAACCAAUAG